UCGUGGCGGCGCUUUCAGUUUACAGGCUGGAGCCGUAGCGUGCGGUUGGCCUGUACGGUUUUGUACGAAGUGCGUGUCGUUUCGUCGAAGAGAAGAGAAAAUACCAGCAAAAUAGUCGAUCGAAGACGAAUAGUUUUCGAUCUUCGUUCGUUCAACGUGACAAGAGAGACGAGAAAUGUAACACAGUGUGAAAAAAAUUUUUCUCCGUUUCCUAUUUAAAAGAAAAUAUCGGAGUCCGGCACAUCGAGCGGUCCCUGCUCCGACGGACGCGUUCUUUCUCUCUUUUGUCGACAGAAACAAGCACGUACUUUUUACCGCGAGUACCGGUUGAAUGAGACCUGUCGAUCGCGAUCGGUGACUAGUGCGACAUCCGCUCCGUCAAGCGAAAUCGGUGGCGCCUUUCGAAGCAUCGCGAUCAGUGACAUUAGCGUGAAAGACUGGAGUGACGCGCGAAUAAACAGAUCGCGAACGGCUGUCUAUCACUGACUCGCGACCGCCGAGUUUAUCGGCUCUGGUUGUAGAAGGACGUAAUCGGGGAUCUCGUAAAGUGAGUGAGUGACAGUGGCGGAAGUGUGUGAUCGCCAGGGCGGCGAAAGAUAAGAGGGAAGUUCUUAACGACGCUGUACGUGGCAAGAGAGGGUCACCGUUUUCCGAGAGACAACGCUCGUUAAAAUCGGAACGAACUCCGAGACGAACCUCGCUGCCGAUAAGCUUUUCUAAGUGAUGUUUUGAGCGGUACCGCGCACGGAAAUAUGAAGACUGCGGUCGGUUCGUUUCUCUUUCUCUUUCUCAUCAUCGGCGGUGUCGUAUGCGUCGAUUGGAAGCACAGCGCCGUUCUGGACAACAAUUUCUUGGUGCUCUGGACGCCCGAUGAGAGGGAGGUCACAUUCGAGGUCCAAGUGAAGACCCUCGGUUAUGUCGGACUCGGUUUCACGAGGGACGACGACCAUACCGGGGCUGACAUGGUCAUCGGUUGGGUCGAUAACAACGGCCAGGUCCACCUUCAGGAUCGGCACGUGAAGGGCGCCAGCAGAGUUCCGGAGAUGGAUUCGAGCCAGGACUACCGGCUGUUACUGGGUUACGAGAACAAGACGCACACAGUUCUACGUUUCAGCAGACGAUACGACACAUGUGACCCGCGGGACCUGAAGAUCACGAACGACACGAUGCAAGUGGUUUGGCAAUAUCACGUGGAGGAGCCGGUAUCGGCGGCCGGAAUUUUACCCGAUCACGGCGCGGUACGGGGAUCGAGGCCCUUGUACUUGGUACAGCGAGACGCGCAACCUAGAAGAAACUCGCGCAAUCAAGAAUCGGAGCCGCAGCUGAAGAGCUGGGAUAUUUUAAACAAGCAGGUUCGUUUACCCAUGGGGCAAGACACGCUGCUCUGGUGCCGUGUCCUGGAGAUGCCGAGCAUUAAUCACAAACACCACGUCGUGAAGUACGAACCAGUUAUUCAGCCGGGAAGCCACCAAUACCUGCACCAUAUGACCCUGUACGAGUGCCGCGGAGAUCAAACCGCAUUGGAAUCCGCGGCCGAAACGACCGGGAGUGUGUGCUACGACGAUUCUGAUAAACCCGCAUUCCAGUGCAACACGAUUGCGGCCACUUGGAGCCUCGGUUCUGAGGGCUUUAAUUAUCCGCCGGAGGCCGGAUACGCGCUCAAUCCGCACAAGGGGCCGCGCUACUACAUGCUGGAGACUCACUACAUGAACCCGCAGAUGGACGCCUUCAUCAGCGACAGCAGCGGGCUGCGUCUCCUCUACACAGAUCGGUUGCGCGCACACGACGCUGGCAUCCUCAGCGUCGGCAUCGACCCAAACUGGCGGCACAUUAUACCGCCGGGGCAGCGCGAGGUGGUCUCCGAGGGCCACUGCAUCUCUGAUUGCACCGACCAGACGAUACCAAACAGCGGCAUCAAUAUGUUUGCCGUGAUCAUGCACACCCACCAGCUCGGCAGAAAGGUUCGCCUCCGGCAGAUCCGCGCUGGCGAGGAGAUGCCGCCUAUCGCUGCCGACACCAACUACGAUCCUAAUUAUCAGGAGUAUCGCAAGCUUCAGAGGCCAGUCAAGGUGUAUCCGGGUGAUCAUUUGGUCGCUGAAUGCACAUACUCGUCCGAAUCCCGCCAAGCCAUCACGCUCGGCGGCUUGGCAACGAAAGAAGAAACCUGUCUGGUGUCUGCUCUCUAUUAUCCCCGCAUCGAUUUAUCCCUGUGCUAUUCCUUACCUUCGCUACCGACGGUGCUGCACAGCUUGGGAAUUCAGAAAUUAGUGCCGAGUUCUAGUCCGGUGAGAAUUCAAGAGCCGCAAAAACUGGCGGGCAUGACGCUGGAGGACCGAUUGGUCAGUUACGACUGGCAAUCGAACUUCGAGAGCUUCCAAGAAGCCACUCGCAGCGGUACGUUCAAGCCGUUAUGCGGCGGCAGCAAAGGCGCCUUGCCCGGCACGGACAGCCUCGAAGUGCAUUAUCCGCGCAUUCUCAGACCUUACGAGGAGGUGAACGUGCCCUGCACGAAGAAGCCGCUGCGGAACAAGCUGUCGAUGAUAUUGGACGACGACAUCGCCGCGCCGGAUCCCGACAGCGACGAGUCCAACGCGAUCGAGCGGGGUCAUCUGGUGCGCAGCAAAGUAUCACGCAGCAGCGACGCCGGGCCUACGGCCGGCAGUUCCUGCGGGCGUACGGUUUCCGCGGCUGUGAUUCUGGCCGCCGUCACCAUCGUCGCGGGCGCCGCGUUCAGGUGAACGUCACCAUAGCUCGGCCAAUUCUUCAAGUUCUCUCGGAUCGUUCUGGUGACUGUCCAUCGCGAUCAAACGUUCGUGACGGACCGAGCAGCAACAGCGGCGGCAGCAGCUGGAGCUGAAGUGUGUGUGUAAACGUGCGUGUGCUCGCGUAAGUACAUAUAGGUACAUGCCAAUCUCAGCAACGCAAAACUUAGCCUUAGAUAGGCACUAUCGUUCUCCGACCGAGCGCGCCCGAGAUUGGUCGAGAGAUUCGAUCGUGGAUUUUUUUUUUUUGUCCUUUCGGAGCGAUGCGGAGUGAUUUUUCUGACGAUACGACUGACAGCUGGCGAGAUUCCUUUCGAAUAUCGCGUGAUUUUAUUCGAUAAUGAAAUUUACAAUCGCCGUACUGUUUUUUUGUUAUAUCGACACCAAAACGGUGAAACGUUCCACCGGUUGGCGGUAAAACGAUUGAAUUUAAUUGAUAAUAUGUGUAAUUUGCAAGUGGUGUAAGGAGAGGGAAUUUACUGAAAACAGAUUUGUGAAACUGAUAUAACGCGUAAGUUUACACUUUUGCAUUUCAUGAAAUGUAUUGUGUUUCACAAGACUGCAACAAUUCGUACAAAAAAAAAAAAAAAAAAAAAAA
Messenger RNA from Pseudomyrmex gracilis, 3360 nucleotides. RefSeq names its product MOXD1 homolog 2 (gene olf413). Gene Ontology annotation, cellular component: secretory granule membrane. The coding region runs from base 753 to 2738 and encodes 661 amino acids. Lineage: Eukaryota; Metazoa; Arthropoda; Insecta; Hymenoptera; Formicidae. Gene Ontology annotation, molecular function: copper ion binding; dopamine beta-monooxygenase activity. The transcript has 9 exons. Gene Ontology annotation, biological process: norepinephrine biosynthetic process; octopamine biosynthetic process; dopamine catabolic process. The record is from RefSeq and is a predicted model, not a curated record.